Messenger RNA from Daphnia carinata, 2630 nucleotides. RefSeq lists its product as uncharacterized. Gene Ontology annotation, cellular component: membrane. Gene Ontology annotation, biological process: G protein-coupled receptor signaling pathway; cell surface receptor signaling pathway. The transcript has 5 exons. Bases 45 to 2570 code for a protein of 841 amino acids. The record is from RefSeq and is a predicted model, not a curated record. Gene Ontology annotation, molecular function: G protein-coupled receptor activity. Lineage: Eukaryota; Metazoa; Arthropoda; Branchiopoda; Diplostraca; Daphniidae.
GACACUAACUAAUCCCUAAGUUUUAAUCCGUGUUUGCAAAAAAAAUGUUAUCAUCUUUAUUGUUCUUCCUAUUUUUAGCUCUGCCGAGCAGCAGCACCUCCGAUUUAGCGAUGAAACUGGACUUGAUCCAUCGAGAACUGGCGUCCGUUAAUCCGUCGUGGAAUCGAGUUUUGAAUUUCAUUUUGGAAUCGAAUCAGCUAAACACCAAUAAAGAUCUAGGCCAAAAUAAUGACGACAAUCAACAGUGCUGUUGGACGGGCCAUUCGGGUUGGUGGUGUCGUCGACGAAGACAUCGCUACGUGCCGAUUAAACAGACGACAAUUUAUGCUAACGAUGCGAUUGAAAAUGAGGGUCAUUUGCAUAGUCAUGGUGACAAUCUUCCUACCGAUCAACUGGGCCAUCGAUCGGCAAGGCCCGCUGAACUCUACGAGGCCACCGAUUGGAACUGUCUGUCCAACAAGACGGCGGAAGUUGGUCCCGCCGAGGUUGCAUCGCUAUCAACACCCCGACAUCACGUGGAUGCGCCGGCCAUCUUUUCCAUCCUGAUGAAUUUCGGACGCAAUGAAUACUAUCAAUUCUUACUCAGCAUGCUCGAUUACCUGGAGGAAGAUCACGCAUGUCCUGAAGGAUACGUUUGGGAUCCUUUCGCAUCCGCUUGCCGUCGUGUUUAUUGCGGCCCUAGAGCGAUCGAUGGAUUCAUGAAAGAUGCCUGCGCCAACACAACAAACGGAACGCAAUCUGAUUGGCGUAUGACUUAUAUCAUGGAAUUGAACCUGAUUCAAUUAACGCUUUACGUCGAUGCUAUCUACGAUGUGCACAGCAUCAGUGAUGAUGCAUUGAUUGCCAUCAUUCAACAAUCGUUCACGUCCGUCUUUGCAUCUUUCGUUGGCAUUAGCCCUGGACGUAUCACUAACCUUCACGUGGAAUUUCUUAAUGAAUCGAGCAGAGAUGUUCCAGGAUUGCGAUCUUUGACCCUUGAUUUCUGGUUGAGUCAAGCGGAGGAAGGAUCGGAUGAACCGACAAUAGAUAGCGUUGUAUCUUUGAUGGGUAGUUUGAUUGUCCAGGAUCGUUUGAUCGUGGUCAUUGAUGGUGUAGUUGUUCAGCUGAUUGGUCUUCACGAACAGCCCGUAUCAUCGGAAUCGGACAGUUUUGCCAACUGGUGCAGAGGCGGCAUAACGGCCAUUUAUCACAACGACGAGUUUCUCAUCGAAGUCAACACCACUGAAACUAACCAAACAGAAUUGAUUGUGUACAUCAAAGCGACUGAUCAAUGGUACUCUUCUGGAGAAUACAUGGCUGAUUUGUUUUUCUACGGUUCAACAGAUUCAGAAUUAACGAGUUUAUCAGGAUCUGUUGCAGUCUGCGAGAAUCGAAGUGUUUUGUUAGACGCUUCAUGCAACGUUGUUCGUUUGAACGAAACUGAAUUUAUCUUCCUGGACAACAACACUGUUUUGUAUAAUGGAACUACACCGUUUAUCGAUCCCGUUUUACAGCCGGGAGAAUAUGAAAGCCUUCCCGACGGCGGAUUGGCUGUUUGCCUCUACAUCGAACAAGAUUGGCCAAUGGCUUUGAUCAUCGAAUCUUACCUGACACUUUGCUUGAUGACCAUUUCAGUUAUGGCGAUGUCUGCCACCAUCAUCACUUACAUCCUCUUUCCCGAACUGAGGAAUUUAGCCGGAUUGGCCGUGAUGAAUCUAUGCCUCAUGACAUCCGGAUUUCAGUUGUGUGUCAUGAUCGGCAUGUCUAUUUCCGUUCAUUCCGAAUAUGAAUUAUGCGUAGCCGCUUCGAUUAUCGCUCACUACGAAGGAUUGGCUUCGAUCUUUUGGACUAAUGUCAUGGCCGUCGAUCUCUACCUAACCCUGGGCAGAUGGAGCGCAGUGCCCCGGAAGCCUUCCAAAAUCCUUCCGCGUUACGCUCUCUACGCUUACGGACUUCCGUUAGUGAUCGUAUCGAUUGCGGUAGCUAUCAAUUUUUGCAAUUGCACUGGCGAAUUCAACGUGGACUACGGCCGGCUCUUUUGCUGGAUCAGCAAUCCAACAGCCAAUAUGAUCUUCUUCGGUUUGCCACUGGCCUUGGCUUUAUUGGCCAACAUCUUCCUGUUUAUAAGAACAGUGGCCAUCAUUCAGGGUUCAUCAGCCUGCCAUCAAUGUUCCAGACGUCAAAAGGCCCUGUGCCAGCUGAAAUUGUACGCCCGCAUGUCCACCGUGAUGGGUUUCACAUGGAUCUUUGCCUUCAUUUCGGCCUUUUUCAAUCCGUCUUCUACAGCCGGCAUGAUCUUCACCUUCACUUACAUCAUUCUGAACGCCAUGGGAGGUCUGUUUAUUUUCGUGGCCUUUACGUGUAACCGUCGCGUCUAUCAGCUCUACAGCGAUUGGUGGGCCAGAAGACGCAAUCAGUUUAUGCGACAAUCCAGCACAACGGCAGACAGCGUGAGUCGGUCCAGCAAUAAGAAAACGGUUCCAUCUGAGCAACAACGUCGCAACAACCGUCAAACCAAGACCAUUUCCAUCGAGACGCUCGUUUCUAAUUCAGACGAACAAAGUCAACGUGAAACUUCGCAUCACAUGUAAAACAUUUUUGAAAUUUUUUUUCUAUUCGAAAAUAAAACGAAAUUACAUUUUUGUUUACCA